Molecule: messenger RNA, 3995 nt
Organism: Polistes canadensis
Lineage: Eukaryota; Metazoa; Arthropoda; Insecta; Hymenoptera; Vespidae
Product: dynein regulatory complex protein 1
Exons: 11
Coding region: 1322-3697 (791 amino acids)
Biological process (GO): axonemal dynein complex assembly; cilium-dependent cell motility; regulation of cilium movement
Cellular component (GO): axoneme; axonemal dynein complex
Source: RefSeq, a predicted model, not a curated record
AGACCACCAACGCGUCCUCGAGGGACACAAAAGAGAAAGAGAACGAGAGUAGUAGUGUGUAGUAGUAGUAGGAGUAGUAGUAGUAGUAAUAAUGGUAUUAGUAAUACAGUAGUAGGCUGGGGGAGGUGGUUCGAGGGGAAAGGAGUAAAGAAAAAUCUUCCUAGAGCAUUGUUUCUAAUACCAACGUGUUAUUUUAUCGAGAACUCCAACCGGAAACGACUUUCCAACGAAUUCCAAAGUCAAAUCGACCGAUGGGGCCCCCUCCUCGCCACCGUCACCGUCACCGCCAAGAAUUACAUGCGAUAUUGUUCUUUUUCUUCUUCUUCUUUCUUUUUACUUUUUUCCUUGUUAUUUAAAAAUAUGGAAAAGUUGACGCCAAUAUGCCCUAUAGCGUGUUAUCGUCGGCGCUAUACUUAAUUUAUUCUUAUGGCUAUGAAUAAACAAGCGUCAAGUAAUAAUACUUUAAAUUGUGAGGAACUUUGAGACUCGUGUCAGUGUCGGAUCCGAUUAAAUGUUACUUUAGAAGCGGAUCGUACGAGUUAAGGAUCGAUAUAACAUGACUCAUGUGUCUCUCUCUCUCUCUCUCGUCGUCGUCAACAACGACGUACCCUUUUUUUCUUUUACCCUUCUUGUUUACAGUUCAAGAGUAUCGAUCGUGCUCGAUUCUCUCUCUUUCUCUCGCGUGUGUACUGCAAGAAAGCGUAUUUCGUCGUCAUCAUCAUCAUCGUCGUCUUCUUCUUCAUCGCGGUCGUUGGUCGUGCCAGUCGAGAAAGAAGAAAACUAACUGCUAAAACGAGUAUAUGUGUUUAUUGUUUCCUAUGACACUAUCUAGUCUGCCUAUCGGUCUGUUUUUUUCUCACCUUUUACUGCUUCGAAGUAGAACUAGAGAAAAAGAUGAUAUCAUUUAUUUUAUUAUGAAGAAAUAUAAGAAGAAUUCGAUUGGUUCUAUGACCUUAUAACAUUCCUAUUAAAUUCAUUCGAUAUUUCUAUUUCCUAUAUUUCUUUUCCUAACUAUCUAUAUGAACUUCGAAUGUGAUGCAAACCGUUGAAGGUCGUUCGAAAACUAAUAGGUUAUAAUCCGCCAUUUUGAAUAAAUUGUUCGUAAGUAAUAAGUACCUAGUUUACCCCGUUCAUUACGUUUUCCUAUUAUCGGUGAACGAUAAAAGAGUUCAUUGUUCUUGUCAAAGAGAUAAUUCUUCUUCUACUUCUAUUUCUAUUUCUACUUCUUCUACUUGUACUUAUUCACAGUAGCCUUGCCACAUUUCUCUUCGAAUCUAACGCGAACGACCUAAAAACAGAAAAAUAAAGAAAUAAUUAGAACAUGAUUGCUAAAGAAAAGCAAUUAGAAGAAGAUGUUGAAAGAGAAAAAAUAUCCAAGGAAUUGUCAGUGACAUCGUCGGAUCCAAAUAUACGAAAACUUGCUAGAAGACAACGAAUUCAACGUCGUUUGAGUGCUCUGCAUAAGGUAAAAGGAACAGAAGAUGAAGAAAUUAUCGAAAAAACUUCUAUCGAAGGACAGAUAUUAGCCAGUACUGAAAUCUUGGAAGAAAUUAAAACAGAAGCCGAGGAAGUGAUAUCUAAUGUAAGAGUUGCAAAUGAUGCACGUGAAUUGGAACGACGUAAAGAAACACAAGCUACAAGAGAGAUUUUAUUGAAUAAACUUGAAAAAGAAAAUGAGGAAUGCAUGGCCAAGUAUCGAGAGAUCGAUGAAAAAUGGUCUAACAUUCUUACAUCGAAAGAUCCAUUGGAUAUACACGAGGAAAUGAAACUGCAAAAUACAAAAUGUUUCGAAUUAAUAGCAAAAAAAGAUGAAGUAAUAAUUGGACUUAAAGCUGAACUGGAGAAUGCUGAUCUUAGAUUUACUGAAGACUUGAAGAAACAGAAUGAAGAUAUCGAUGUAUUGAUAGAAAGAAUAGAUCGUCAGUUAAACGUUAUAGCCAAGGCUUACCGUAAAGAAUUAAACAACAUCGACAAUGUCUUGGAUACCGAACGUAAAUUAAUUUUGAAUACCCUCGAAGAAAAAUGGGAAGCUUUUUACGAGAAGUUGCUAAGUGAUAAUACAGAUGCAAUCGAAAAAAGGAAAGAUGUUGUUCGCGAAUACGAGAAAGAAAUGGAACGAGUAAUGAUCGAACAUCAUGAGAAAUUUCGUUCUGAAAGAAUCACCUUGGAAUUGGAGAAUCAAGAUCUUCAACAGAAACUUCAGGAUAUGAAAGCUUUUUGUUUGAUGAACGUCGAAAAACUGAACUACAAUUAUGCUGUUCUCAAGCAUAGAGAUGAAGAAAAUACUAUAAUCAAAAAUGAACAGAAAAGACGAAUGAAUAAGCUUCAAGAUACUAUGAAUGAAUUAAAAAGGACCUACAUCAAAUUGGAAGAAGAUACUCGAAUCGAAAUUCAAAGCUUGACUGAUCAAGUUCUUAAAGCACAUAAAAAUAUUUUAGAACUCGAAGAGAAAUCUCAGCAUUUUACUAACAUCAAUGAGAAGAAAUACUUUCAAAUAUGGGACAUGAAUGUAAAACGUGCCAACGAGCUGGUCGAUAAAAUUUUGGCUACCGAUCGAAUAAUACACGAACAAGCGUUAGGAUUAUUAUGGCAACCACCAGAAGAGAAACUUUUGACCAAAGAAGAUUUACCUUCUUAUUGUACUGCGAUCAGUACUAUAAACAAAGUAAGGACGGAUGCUUUAGAAAAAAAACAAAUGCCUAUUAUUUAUAAAAAAGCUGUCACCUUGGAAGACAUCAAUUUGGAAAGACGUUUGUUGAAUCAUAUAAUGAAACAAAUAUCCGAACAAUCUGGUUACCUGAUUGAUGACAAUAUACAAAAAUUACUUAUACCGUAUACAAUUGAGGAUAAUAUAAUUAUUAGAUUAGACAAUGUUUUUCAGGCGUUAAACAUUGUAUCCGAAGAAGAAGUUCACUUCUUAUUGAAUUUCUUUCUGCCUUAUACGUAUUGUCCCGAUUGUAGGUCAUCGGUUAAAAGUAUAUCCAAAGAUACGGAGGACAAAAUAAUAGAAUCUUCUUCAUCAUCAUCGAGCACGAGUAACACACCUGUGGUAUGUGGCGAAGAAUUAGACGAAGAAGCUGUUAAUUUAGUGGCAACUAUAAAAGAAGAGAUCUUCUUCGAUGAUGUAUGCUCAGGUGUUUGUAAACGUGUUGACCCAGAUCAAUCGCAAGAUCCUCUUUCCUUGGAAGAGACUAGACGAUCAACUUCCAUAGAAGAAUCGUGUUCGUCAAACAUCGAAAGUAAAAAUUCAUCGCAAGAAAAUGAACUGAGUCGACUGGUCUGUAAAAAGGGUCAUUUGCUCAGAAUUCAUGCAUCGUUUGUUACAAGAGCGUUAAAAGAAUUCAUAGAGAAAUAUCAUUUUAUUAAACGCGACGAAACACCUGAAUCAUUGAAGGAAAGAUUAUCGGCAAGGAAAGUUACAAUCUCGCGAAGUUUGACCAUCGAGGAUAUAAAAGAAUUUUGGAAAAGAUACAGGGAUUUGUUUCCUCCGACUAAGGAACGUCUUUGGGAUGGUUUACUUAUCGGACUUAAACAAUACCAUGAAACUUUGAAAGAAAGACAACAAUUGAGCAAUGAGACUGAAUUUUUAAAGAAACAAAAUUCUGAGCUAAGACGUUUGCUCAAGACUUACACUUUACAGGAGACUGAAAAUAGUUCAAUAACAGAAACAGAAUUAUCUUUGUCUAUCGAAAUGUAACCAAAAAAAAUGAUAACACAGAUAUAAUUUAAUCUAUCAACUUCCUAUUUGAAGUUUCUUAAGUUAUUUUUUACGAGGUUGGAUUUAAAUCUCAGACCAACACUCAACCCCUAUUAGUCGGCUUUUACGACAAGCAGAGGAUACUGUGGGUAUAUUCUAUUCCCAACCCACAGGGAAAGAUGCCAAUAAAUAUUUUUUUACUAUAAUAAAAACGCGUUGGUCAAUUCAUUGAUAUGAACAAUUAAUUAUUAUCUAUUAAAUUGAUGGAUAAAAAAGGCCACAAAGUUGAUAAUAAAGU